This is a messenger RNA of Etheostoma cragini (Arkansas darter), 1652 nucleotides long. RefSeq names its product TRAF3 interacting protein 2a (gene traf3ip2a). The record is from RefSeq and is a predicted model, not a curated record. The transcript has 12 exons. Gene Ontology annotation, biological process: positive regulation of canonical NF-kappaB signal transduction; humoral immune response. Bases 150 to 1544 code for a protein of 464 amino acids. NCBI's taxonomy places the organism in Eukaryota, Metazoa, Chordata, Actinopteri, Perciformes, Percidae.
UAAAUGGGUCACGAGACUGCCCUGCUUUGAAUAGUGAGAAUAUUUCCUGUUUGCCUCAGAACAGGUUUGUGCUGUGGCUGAGGGAUAAGCGGAUCAAAAAGAGAUCCGUGAUUUUGACCUUUGUACCAGUUGGCAGCGAUCGUGUUGACAUGUCACACUCAAACACACCUCUCAAGACGUGCAUUUCCAUUCGGGAUUACAGUUUUCACUUCUUGAGGCAGCAGACACCUUUUCUCAGUGACAGUAUGGCCUCUGCUCAAGGACUUUGCCCUCACCAGAGUGUUCCUGUUGAGAUGGAUGAGAGCAUGACAUCCUCCAGUCUGGACUUGGUCCUGCCUGCCUCUUGCAAACAGUGUAGUGGACACACAGAGACCAGCAGACGGCUGCAGGAACACGGCUAUGAGCAAGCUUGUGGGGCAGCAAACAAUGUCGGCCCGUGGAGACUCCCUGAAAGCCUGCACCAGCAUGAACCCAGAGGAGCCUGUCAUGCGGCCCCGGGACCUUGUUUCAUCCCUGUUAAACACUCAGAGGGACGGUUCGCAGAUGUUUUGCAUCAUGUUCCCAGAGAACAGUAUGAAAGGGACUUCCCGAUUCACCAAAGCGGGGUCUUUGCAAGUCCUUCAAACUGGCCCCGGGUUCACUCUGUGGAGGAGGCAGAACACUUGGAGGCCCCCCAAUCACUCAAGUCUGGCGUUAACUACCCCAACUACGUCCCACCCCAAUACCCAGCAGCAGCACGCAUGCCCAGACCAAAUCCAAUGCAGGGGAGUCGUCCCAGGCAAUGUGCGUGCUGCCCUCCAGCGAAUCUGCCCCGUCACUAUAACGACUAUUAUCACCAGGAGCCUGGUUACCCAGCAGAUCCAUGCAGGGAGCCCCAACACCACCAACCGUCAUGGACUCCAACUUGUAAUAGGCUGCAACGUAGAGAUCCUGCCCCUGGCUCUGUGGCCCCUCUGAGAGAUGUGAUGCAUGAAGUCUGUGUGAAUCCCUCCCUCCAGGCUGGUCCAGGACCAGCCACAAAGGAGAUCAGGAGGACCAUCAGUCUGUCUGAGGAGUGUAGGAAGGUUUUCAUCACAUAUUCCAUGGAUGCAGCCAAAGAAAUCAUUCCUUUUGCCAAAUUUCUGAUUGCCCAGGGGUUCAAACCAGCAAUUGACAUCUUUAAUAAUCCAAUGCAAAUAAUGGCCAUCAACAAGUGGAUGGACAGAUAUUUGAACGAUAAAUCAGUGCUCAUCAUCGUGGUCAUCAGCCCCAAGUACAAGGAGGACGUGGAGGGAGACGGAGACGACGAGCACGGCCUGCACACCAAGUACAUUCACAAUCAGAUCCAAAAUGAGUACAUCCAACAAGGCUGCCUUAACUUCAGACUGGUACCUGUGGUAUUUCCUAAUGCGUCCAAGAUACAUGUCCCCAACUGGCUCCGGAACACCAGGAUCUACCACUGGCCCCAGGACACCCAGGACCUGCUGCUGCGCCUUCUGAGGGAGGAACGUUACAUCAUCCCCCAACAAGGGGCUGACCUCACCCUCACUGUUCGUCCCCUCUGAGAAAAACUAAACAAAGGACUGACACAUGCGGAACAUAAGCAAUUUAAAAGAAAUGGAUCCUUUUGUCAAUCCCUCAACAUGCUUUAGGCAUGAGGACUGUUAAUUCUG